AUGGCUGACGACGAAAAUGUUCCGACCGUCUCAGACGCCGGGUCGUUUGAUUUAAGCAAGAAGAAGAAGAAAAAGAAGAAGGAUCGGUCUGCGGAAGAGGAAGCCGCUGACGUGGCAGAAGUCGCCGCGAAGGUCGAAGACUUGUCAGUGGAAGACUCCGUUGAGCCUGUGGACUUCGGUGCGAAGAAGAAGAAGAAAAAGAAGCCGCAGGCUGAUGGGGAGGCCGCAGACGGCGAGAAGGAGAACGAUGCUGCGGAGGAGGGAGCGGCGGGAGAGGAAGGGGAAGGACUGGAAUUGAAGCUGGAGAAGAAGAAAAAGAAGAAGCCGAAGCAGCGCACGGAGGAGGAGGUGGUGGAGGCGGAGGAACACGCCAAGGCCGCUGAGGAGGACGAGGAGGAGGAUGAUGAGGAGGGCGCUGGGGAGGGGGAGGAGGAUGAGGAGGCGGAGGGGAUCGAGCUGGGAGGUCCCACGAAGCUUCCGUGGGAGGGGACUGACCGGGAUUACAAAUAUGAAGAGCUGCUGGGUCGUGUGUUCAACAUCCUGAGGGAGAACAACCCUGAGCUGGCUGGAGACCGUCGCCGAACCAUCAUGCGCCCUCCCCAGGUGCUGCGAGAAGGAACCAAGAAGACUGUUUUCGCCAACUUCAUGGACCUCUGUAAAACCAUGCAUCGGCAGCCGGAGCACGUGAUGGCAUUCCUCUUGGCUGAGCUGGGAACCAGCGGGUCUCUUGAUGGGCAGCAGCGGUUGAUUGUGAAGGGACGUUUCGCGCCCAAGAAUUUUGAGGGCAUUCUGAGGCGAUACGUCAAUGAGUAUGUGCUGUGCAAUGGCUGCAAGUCACCAGACACCAUUCUCUCCAAGGAGAACCGACUCUUCUUCCUGCGAUGCGAACAGUGUGGCUCGCAUCGUUCUGUCGCACCCAUCAAGGCUGGUUUCGUGGCUCGCGUUGGCCGCCGCAAGGCCGUCAAGGCCUGA
This is a messenger RNA of Closterium sp. Naga37s-1, 972 nucleotides long. NCBI's taxonomy places the organism in Eukaryota, Viridiplantae, Streptophyta, Zygnematophyceae, Desmidiales, Closteriaceae. The record is from the annotation of a GenBank genome assembly.